AGCGCCAUGGCCGAGCGCCUCUCGGAGGAGCAGAUCGCGGAGUUCAAGGAGGCUUUCUCCCUCUUUGACCGGGAUGGGGACGGCUGCAUCACCACCAAGGAGCUGGGCACCGUCAUGCGCGCCCUGGGGCAGAACCCCACCGAGGCGGAGCUGCAGGGCAUGGUGGGGGAGCUGGACGCCGACGGCAGCGGCACCGUCGACUUCCCCGAGUUCCUGUCGUUGAUGGCGAGGAAGAUGCGGGACACGGACAGCGAGGAGGAGAUCCGCGAGGCCUUCCGCGUCUUCGACAAGGACGGCAACGGCUACAUCAGCGCAGCCGAGCUGCGGCACGUCAUGACCAACCUGGGCGAGAAGCUGACGGACGAGGAGGUGGAUGAGAUGAUCAAGGAGGCCGACUGCAACAACGACGGCCAGGUCAAUUACGAGGAGUUCGUGAGGAUGAUGACGGAGAAGUGACCACCCCGCCCCACCGCCGCCAUCCACUCCCGACACCGUCCCGCAGGGAUCAGCAAUCUGGGUGGUCCCCCAGCCUCUCCAUCCUCUACUGCCUUCCCUCCACCAUCCCAGGAUGGAAAAUCCUCUUUAAUCCCAGCCAAAGUGUCAUCAGACAGCAUCUACAUCAGCUGUGGGCAUCUCACCUGGCAGGAUGGGGUUUUGGGGUUGCAGACAAACAUGGGGUGUCCCACCACAAGACGAAUCU
This is a messenger RNA of Dryobates pubescens (Downy woodpecker), 700 nucleotides long. RefSeq names its product calmodulin, striated muscle. Gene Ontology annotation, molecular function: calcium ion binding. Gene Ontology annotation, cellular component: myosin II complex. NCBI's taxonomy places the organism in Eukaryota, Metazoa, Chordata, Aves, Piciformes, Picidae. Bases 7 to 456 code for a protein of 149 amino acids. The transcript has 2 exons. The record is from RefSeq and is a predicted model, not a curated record.